UCUUUUCGACGAGCCGCAAAGAUGUAGUUGAAACGGCAAACUGGGUCCUCUCGGCUGGACCCAACCGUUACCAGCGUAGCCGAGGGAACGUUGUGUCGCAGCGAAUCGGUUUACUUUUUUGCCUUCGCCCUUUUAUCUAUCUAAAUCUCUCGUAUAUUGUCAGUGAUAUUAAGAGAUGGUACAACUAUUAUAUCGUAAAGCGUAUACUAAAUUGACUCCAGAUACCAGAACCUAUAUUUAGCGGACUGAGUAACACCAAAGAAACGUAUUAUUCUCGUUGUUAUUAUUCUUAUUAUUAACGUUACUAUUAUUACCGUCAUUAUAUUUAUUAACACUGUAUAUACGUGUGCCGUGAUACGCGAGUCGUGAAAUCAGCUUUGUUUACGGUCAACGCUGCAUCAUUUAGUGAAAAGAAAAUGGUUGCGGAAAAGUACGAUAAGCUCGAACCUGAGCUGAAACAAGAACUCAAAAACAUUGCCCAGCAAAUCGUGGCACCAGGAAAGGGAAUCCUAGCUGCUGAUGAAUCGACAACAACAAUUGGCAAACGUUUAAAGGACAUCAAUGUUGAAAACACUGAAGAGAAUCGUAAAGCAUACAGACAACUUCUUUUCACCUCUGCAAAGGACGUUAUUGGCCAGCACAUCUCUGGUGUCAUCUUGUUCCACGAGACUCUCUACCAGAAAGCCGAUGAUGGAACACCCUUCGUUGAGCUUCUGAAGCAACGUAACAUCCUCCCCGGUAUCAAGGUCGACACGGGUGUCGUGCCACUCUUUGGCACCAACGACGAGUGCACGACCCAAGGUCUCGACGGUCUUCAGGAACGUUGCAUCCAGUACAAAAAGGAUGGAUGCCACUUCGCUAAGUGGCGUUGUGUGUUGAAGAUCAAGAAAGACACCCCAAGCAAACUGGCUAUCUUGGAAAACGCCAAUGUUUUGGCUCGUUACGCUUCCAUCUGCCAGAGUGCCAGGAUCGUACCCAUCGUCGAGCCUGAAAUUUUGCCUGAUGGUGACCACGACCUUGCUCGUUGCCAAGCGGUUACAGAGGAAGUUCUGGCCGCCGUUUACAAGGCACUCAAUGACCAUCAUGUGUACCUUGAGGGAACCCUGCUGAAACCAAACAUGGUUACCCCAGGUCAGAGCUGCCCCAAGAAAGCUACUCCUCAAGAGAUUGCAGCUGCCACAGUGACUGCUUUGUUGCGCACUGUGCCACCUGCAGUACCUGGUAUCACCUUCCUUAGCGGUGGACAAUCUGAGGAGGAGGCAUCUGUGAACUUGGACGCCAUCAACAAGUUCCCAGCCAACAAACCUUGGGCACUGACCUUCAGUUAUGGUCGUGCUCUCCAAGCUUCUGUCCUCCGUGCAUGGGGAGGCAAGAAGGAACAAAUUAAUGCUGGCCAACAAGAACUUAUCAAGAGGGCUAAGGCCAAUAGUGCAGCUUCCCAAGGCAAAUACGUUGCUGGCAGCAUUGUCAGCGCAGCUGCAAAUACUUCUCUCUAUGUGAAAUCUCAUGCCUAUUAAACUUUUACUUUUCUUAUUACAAUACAUAGCUAACAGUGAAUCGGCACUUGGCAAGUACGCAGGUGGCGUAACGGGAGCUGCCGGCGAUGCCGCACUUUUCGUCGCAAACCAUGCGUAUUAAAAUUAAUUUCUAGCACAUCGAUAAGGAUUUCCGUUAGACAAUUAGAUCGUUCGUGGAACAUCGCCAACGUCGAUCACCGUUGCUGGCAUGAAAACAUUACCAUCGACAGUGAAGAUGAAAAACGAAUGAAGACUCAAGGCAAUUCGAAACACUGGAAACACUCGAAACACUCGAAACACAAUGCAUUCGCACAGUCUCUGUAUAGUUUCACAUUUAACACGAUCAAUGAACGGAAAUCGAUUCAAUUUUAACCUGUCACGAUAAUUGGCUCAUUUCCACGUGAUUUUAAUCAAUCAGAUUUUAAUGCUUUUCAACGUAUACAGUAGCUAAAGAAUAUGUUGUGUUUCAAUGCGAGAUCAAAUCUUAUAUGUACUCAGGAUCAUGAAAUGUCUGCCCGACGUCGUUGACCAAGAUUUACUCCUAAUCAUUUCAAGAAAAGCUAAAUAUGAACGAUUUUUACUCUUCUUGCUUUCUAUUUUUCUCCUGCGCUAUCCUUUUUUCCUUUGACUUCCAUCCUUAUCCCUGUAUUUCGCUAGGAUUAUGUAAAGCGACGAAGAGUGUUUAACGUGUAUCUUCAUCGUGCGUGUCGUUCCAAGCAAAUAUUGAUAAUGAUUGGGAGAACAUGGUCAACGCGUACUCAUACGAGCCUAAUAGGCGAUAUUAAUCAGGAAGAGAUGCUUUAUUUCAAUCGUGAACAGAUUUCGCGACAUUCGAAUCACGCACGCGUUAUUAUAUUCUGUAAUACUAUAAUAAAAAGCAGAUAUAUAUAUUAUAUAUAUUGUCAAUGUCGUUAUGAUAUUCUACGUGUAUAAAAAAAAAAGAUACAAGAAAAACAGAAAAAAAAGAUAAAGUAAAGAUACAUAUUAAAUGUUGUUUGUUAGCGAAUGAGUCGAAUAUUAUGAAGUAAUAUUAUGUCAUCUACUUAUACAAUAUGUGUAUCUUAUUAAUAGAUAUUUAAGUAACGUAUUGAAAAGUAUCUCGUACAUCGAUGUUAUAUAUCUACUAUUUUCAUUGUAAUCUAGGUCACCAAAUACACUGUGGAGGGUA
Molecule: messenger RNA, 2685 nt
Organism: Osmia lignaria (orchard mason bee)
Lineage: Eukaryota; Metazoa; Arthropoda; Insecta; Hymenoptera; Megachilidae
Gene: Ald1
Product: fructose-bisphosphate aldolase
Biological process (GO): glycolytic process
Molecular function (GO): fructose-bisphosphate aldolase activity
Source: RefSeq, a predicted model, not a curated record